This is a messenger RNA of Vicugna pacos (alpaca), 2216 nucleotides long. RefSeq names its product frizzled class receptor 5 (gene FZD5). The record is from RefSeq and is a predicted model, not a curated record. Gene Ontology annotation, molecular function: Wnt receptor activity; Wnt-protein binding. Lineage: Eukaryota; Metazoa; Chordata; Mammalia; Artiodactyla; Camelidae. Gene Ontology annotation, cellular component: plasma membrane. Gene Ontology annotation, biological process: canonical Wnt signaling pathway; non-canonical Wnt signaling pathway.
GGUCCGCCGCACACCGCCUUUCUCUCGCCCAGGUGCUGCCAGGCGCGCUCGCCCUUCGUCCGGCCCCCGCACCCUGGUGGAAACGCACAGCCUGCCCCCGCCCCGCCCUGCCUCGCCCGGAUCAUGCAGGGGGCCCCGGAGGAGGAGGGGGCCAGUGACCGGUCUGCGGAGACCUCGUUUAGGGGGCGGGUCCCUCUCUGAGACGCCCCCGCCCGCUGCCAUGUGCUACCUCCUUGGGUACCCAGCCUAUCUCCAAACUUUCCCGAUGCCAGCCCAGCUCUGAGUCGCGGUUCUGAGUGAAGUGUCCCACAGACGGAGGACCCAGGCUGGCUACGGACUAUCUGCUUCUCUCGGGAUCCUCGGAGAGUACUUUCGCUGGAAUCUAGAGCCCUAACCGUCCCUCUCAACCCUAUUCGGCGAAGAGCUGGAGAGGCAGCAGAGGCAGCGCCUUUCUGAAACAGUUUAUCUUUGGACGGAUUUCUUUAAAAGAAAAAGAAACCAACAGGUUGCCAGUUCCGGCGCCACACAAGUCUGCGGAGAGGGAAGCCGCGGUCCCGGUUUCCCCUGCUUGAGCUGGCCCCUUGCGGGCUGCGGCAGGCGAGGGGAGGGAGGGGGCUAUGGCUCGGCCUGACCCGUCCGCUCCGCCUUCGCUGUUGCUAUUGCUUCUGGCGCAGCUGGCGGGCCGGGCGGCGGCCGCCUCCAAGGCCCCGGUGUGCCAGGAAAUCACAGUGCCCAUGUGCCGCGGCAUCGGCUAUAACCUGACGCACAUGCCCAACCAGUUCAACCACGACACGCAGGACGAGGCGGGCCUGGAGGUGCACCAGUUCUGGCCGCUGGUGGAGAUCCACUGCUCGCCGGACCUGCGCUUCUUCCUGUGCUCCAUGUACACGCCCAUCUGCCUGCCGGACUACCACAAGCCGCUGCCGCCCUGCCGCUCCGUGUGCGAGCGCGCCAAGGCCGGCUGCUCGCCGCUCAUGCGCCAGUACGGCUUCGCCUGGCCGGAACGCAUGAGCUGCGACCGCCUCCCAGUGCUGGGCCGCGACGCCGAGGUCCUGUGCAUGGAUUACAAUCGCAGCGAGGCCACCACGGCGCCCCCCAGGCCCUUACCGGCGAAACCCACCCUCCCAGGCCCGCCGGGGCCAGCCUCGGGGGGCGACUGCGCCGCCGGGGGCCCAGCGGUGUGCAAGUGCCGUGAACCCUUCGUGCCCAUUCUGAAAGAGUCGCACCCGCUUUACAACAAGGUGCGGACCGGCCAGGUACCCAACUGUGCGGUACCCUGCUACCAGCCGUCCUUCAGCCCCGACGAGCGCACGUUCGCCACCUUCUGGAUCGGCCUGUGGUCUGUGCUGUGCUUCAUCUCCACUUCCACCACGGUAGCCACCUUCUUAAUAGACAUGGAACGCUUCCGUUACCCUGAGCGCCCCAUCAUCUUCUUGUCAGCCUGCUACCUGUGCGUGUCGCUGGGCUUCCUGGUGCGCCUGGUCGUGGGCCAUGCCAGCGUCGCCUGCAGCCGCGAGCACAGCCACAUCCACUAUGAGACAACGGGCCCUGCGCUGUGCACUGUUGUCUUUUUACUGGUCUACUUCUUCGGUAUGGCCAGCUCCAUCUGGUGGGUCAUCCUGUCGCUCACCUGGUUCUUGGCGGCUGGCAUGAAGUGGGGCAACGAGGCCAUUGCUGGCUAUGCGCAGUACUUCCACCUGGCCGCGUGGCUCAUUCCCAGUGUCAAGUCCAUCACUGCUCUGGCACUGAGCUCCGUGGAUGGGGACCCGGUGGCCGGCAUCUGCUACGUGGGCAACCAGAACCUGAACUCGCUACGCGGCUUCGUGCUGGCCCCGCUGGUGCUCUACCUGCUGGUGGGCACGCUCUUCCUCCUGGCUGGCUUCGUGUCUCUCUUCCGCAUCCGCAGUGUCAUCAAGCAGGGUGGCACCAAGACGGACAAGCUGGAGAAGCUCAUGAUCCGUAUUGGCAUCUUCACACUACUCUACACGGUGCCCGCCAGCAUCGUGGUGGCCUGCUACCUGUACGAACAGCAUUAUCGCGAGAGUUGGGAGGCUGCGCUCACCUGCGCGUGCCCAGGUCCAGAUGCCGGCCAGCCGCGCGCCAAGCCCGAGUACUGGGUUCUCAUGCUCAAGUACUUCAUGUGCCUCGUGGUGGGCAUCACGUCGGGCGUCUGGAUUUGGUCCGGCAAGACUGUGGAGUCGUGGCGCCGCUUCACC